AUGGAGGGGCCUGAAUGGGAGUCGCUGGAGCAGUGCUUGGAGAAGUACCUGCCACCCGCAGACUUGAGGGAGGUGAAACGCAUUCUCUAUGGCAAGGAAACCAGGAAGCUCGAUCUGCCUGGAAGGCCUUUUGAAGCUGCCUCUGAAGGGGACUUUGAGCUGCAGGGAUAUGCCUUUGAGGCGUCAAAGGAACAGCUGAGGCCACCUCGGACCGUGCGCGUGGGACUUGUUCAGAACCGAACUCCCCUGCCUGCCGAUGCCCCUGUGGCAAAACAGGUCACUGCCCUUCACAGACGCAUAGAAGCCAUAGCAGAAGUGGCUGCCAUGUGUGGAGUGAACAUCAUCUGUUUCCAGGAAGCAUGGACUAUGCCAUUUGCUUUCUGUACGAGAGAGAAGCUCCCUUGGACAGAAUUUGCUGAGUCAGCAGAGGACGGACCCACCACCAAAUUCUGUCAGAAGCUGGCAAAGAAGCAUGACAUGGUGGUGGUAUCCCCCAUCCUGGAACGAGACAGUGAGCAUGGGGACAUUUUGUGGAACACAGCUGUGGUGAUCUCCAAUUCUGGAGCCGUCCUGGGGAAGACCAGGAAAAACCACAUCCCCAGAGUGGGCGACUUCAAUGAGUCAACUUACUACAUGGAGGGAAACCUCGGACACCCUGUGUUCCAGACUCAGUUCGGGAGGAUUGCGGUGAACAUUUGCUAUGGGCGGCACCACCCUCUCAACUGGCUCAUGUACAGCAUCAAUGGGGCUGAGAUCAUCUUCAACCCCUCAGCCACCAUCGGAUCACUCAGUGAGUCCCUGUGGCCAGUUGAGGCCAGAAAUGCAGCCAUUGCAAAUCACUGCUUUACCUGCGCUAUCAACCGCGUGGGCCAGGAGCACUUCCCAAAUGAGUUUACCUCUGGAGAUGGGAAGAAAGCUCACCAGGACUUCGGCUACUUUUAUGGCUCAAGCUACGUGGCAGCCCCUGACAGCAGCCGCACCCCCGGGCUCUCCCGCAACCGGGAUGGGCUGCUGGUUGCGGAGCUCGACCUGAACCUCUGCCGGCAGGUGAAUGACAUCUGGAAUUUCAAGAUGACCGGCAGAUAUGAGAUGUACGCUCGGGAGCUUGCCGAAGCCAUCAAACCUAACUACAGCCCCAAUAUUGUGAAAGAGUAGCUGGAUGUUAGCCCCUGCCUACCAAGGAGGACACCUCUGCCCCUAGCAGAUCAUCAAGUACAGUAGGCUUUUAUACUUCCAAGUUCUCCCUGAUGAUGCCCUGAUAACAUUGCUGUCCAGAUGGGUUUAAAAAUGCCCAGGCAGGGAGGGUAGAUUGAAGAGUGACUGCUUAAUGAGUAUGAGGCUUCCUUCCUGGGUGAUGAAAUGUUUUGGGGCUACACAGAGGUGAUGGUUACACAACAUCAUGAGUGUACUAAAUGCCACUGAAUUGUAUACUUUAAAAUGAUUAAUUCUGUGUUAUAUGAAUUUAACCUAAUUUGAAAAAAUCCCAGGCAUUGAUUGUGCAGGUUGAUUUGCAGUUAGACACAUGGGAUACCCUAGUCCUAAGGUUCGUCAUUUCCUCUGUUUAGACUGCUGGCAACCUGAGGGUCAAAGUGGGAGUUUAUGUCCAAGUGAGAGAAGCCGAGGCUGAUUCAGAGUUCUUGAGCUACUGGGUGGCUGUGGGCAGUCAUUAGAUGUGUCUACUUGGCCAGGCUGCUGUCUCCAGUUAUUCAAUCAGACACUAAUCUGGUGUUGCUGUGAAGGUAUCUUGUUGAUGUGAUUAAAGUCUAUAACCAGUUAACUAAGCAAGUGAGAUUAUCCUAAAUAAUCCUGAUAGGACUGAUUCAGUCAGUCAGAAGGCCUUCAGAGGAGAGCUGAGGCUUCUCCGAUGAAAAAGAAAUUUCUGCCUGUGGACAGCAGCUCCCCCUCCCCCCCUCCCCAGGCCUGUUUGAGUACUUCCUGACAGCCUGCCUUACAGAUUUCAGACUUGUCUGUCCAGCCCCCACAAUCACGAACUCAAAGCUUUGCAAUAAAUAUCUUUCAAUAUAUAUGCUACUA
Hyaena hyaena (striped hyena) is the source of this 2034-nucleotide messenger RNA. RefSeq names its product beta-ureidopropionase 1 (gene UPB1). The transcript has 10 exons. Gene Ontology annotation, molecular function: beta-ureidopropionase activity. Bases 1 to 1155 code for a protein of 384 amino acids. Lineage: Eukaryota; Metazoa; Chordata; Mammalia; Carnivora; Hyaenidae. The record is from RefSeq and is a predicted model, not a curated record.